This is a messenger RNA of Brassica napus (rape), 6441 nucleotides long. RefSeq names its product glutathione S-transferase T3-like. The record is from RefSeq and is a predicted model, not a curated record. NCBI's taxonomy places the organism in Eukaryota, Viridiplantae, Streptophyta, Magnoliopsida, Brassicales, Brassicaceae. Bases 3800 to 4624 code for a protein of 274 amino acids. The transcript has 2 exons.
AAUCGAAAGAAAUUGAACUUGUAUCAGAUUUAUACAGUAUCAAAUGUCGUUUUAAUAUUUUUUUACUAUGUAUUGUCAUUUCUGGUUUUUACUGCAUUUUUUCUAUACACAUUUCAGUUUUAUUUCUGUUCUUUAAAAUUUUUGAUUAGUGAUAUCAUAUAAAAUAGCAGUCUGCUUAUUCUAGUACAAAGACAUUAAAAACGAAAGAAAUUGAACUUGUGACCUAAUUUUAAAUAUGUGUGUGUGAGAAAACUUUAAACAGUAAAAAAAACUUUAAACAGUAAAAAAGCAAAGGGAGUAUGAACUUUAGCGUUUAGCAGCGGGUCCAAUAACAAAAUAUCAACGGCUUAGCGUUUUGUCUUGUCGGUAUAUGUCUUUCAUCUAGACACUCAGAGUUCUCCACAGCCCACACACCUCGAAUACCGUGUACGUAAAAUGUAACUAUUAUAUUAAAUCAUUACAUUACGAUUAGACCUUGCACGAUACUUGGGAACUUUAGCAGCUUUGUUAAGUGGGAUUCAGGUUUUUAAUGGGACACGCAUGACAUGUCACACAAACAGAAAAGGACGAAUCUUAUUCAUACUUUAACGGUUUGAUUACUGGACAACAAAUAGUUGUUAAUUAAUAUUAGUCUUUUAAUAUAUAGUAAUAUAGAUUUCGUUGAAGUUUAAAAUUCACAAAUCUGCCGGGACCGCUUUAUUCAUACGAACCACCGCACAUGAUGCUAAUCGCAUUAAAAUGAGAACAUCUAUCAAACUUCAGAUUUUUCAUAUUAUUUCUAUUUUAUGAUUCUCAUGAACGUACGGGAUUUCACGAGCUUGUAUUGAUGCUGAUUCCUGAAUGAAAUUAGUGCUGUUAGGUUACGGAAUAAGUGUGUAUUUGAAGAUACUGCUCUCAUGUGAAAUACAAAAGAAACACAUCAACGUGGAAAUCAUCGCAAGGCAUACUUCCCGAAUAUCAAGCCAAACAGAGUAUAGAAUAUACUCUUUUUUGCAUCUAUAUAUCGUAUUGAGUAUUCAUGCUAAAACAGUAAAACACCUUUAGCUUUUAUCAAAUUAGGUGAAUAAGCAUAUGUUUUUCUCUUAUUUUUUUUUCUCAAAAUGCGUUUAGUAACGUUGCCACUGGUGACACAUGUGGUUUUCAGAAGAAAAAAGGGGUACUAUUCUGUUCAUAUGAUUUGAAAAAAUUAUAAAGGAAAAUUGUAUGCAAUUUAGUCAUGUCGUCAUAAUAUUAUAAUAUAUACCACAUGAUUUGAUAAAAUAGCAUGAAUAUGCGAAAUACAAAGGAUUGUAUGGGGAAAACGUUAAAAUAUAUGAACUCUUUAACUAGGGUUAAAUAAAAAUGAAUAAUCAUAUUAAUUUCUCUUAAAGAAUAUAAAAUCGUGUUAGUUUACUUUUUAUACGAUCUGUGUUGAUGCGAAUGGUGGGUUCAAUGGCGGAUCUAGAAAACUUUUUGGUCGGAGGCACAUUAUUAUAAAUGUAGUAUAUAAUUUAAAUAUUAAUUUAAUGUUAAAUUUUAAAUAUAAUGAUAUAUAUUAGUCAAAUAAUAAUCAAAAUUUUAUUUUAAAAUAUUAUAUUAUAUUUUUGUCAAUCAUCUUUUUUGUCCAUUAGAAACUACUUAGAUUGUUUAUAAAAAAAUCUAAUACACACUAGUAUAAAAUUAAAUAAAGUUAUGAAAAAGUUUCAAAAACAAGAGAAAAGAAAAAAAAAAGUGUUUUAUAAGAUGCAUAGAAAAAAUAGGUUACAUAUAAAAGGUGUUUCUAAUACCAUAAGCUAGCCAUAGUCUACGAUUAGCGAAACAUAAAAUGGUCCAAAAUAAAUGUUAUAUGUAGCUAAAAAUGGUAGAAAUAAAAAAACGAGCUUGGAGAAGCGAACCCGUCACUCUUUCAUUAGCCGUGCACAAUGAAUACCACUGGCCUAGUAGAAGAACUUAUAGUACUCGUACACACGAACUUUAUAUAAUCAGUCGGGGGCACGUGACCCCGUACCCACCAACGUGGGUCCGCCCCUGGGUGUGUUGGUUAAGUUCCAAACGCGGACGGGUCUUGUGAAUCACACAUUGCUAUUACAAGGCAACGUGUUUCUAAGAGCAGCUGCAACGGGGAGCUUUAGUGAGUCCUUAGCGCGAAAUUAUAGGGUAAUGACAUUAAAAAUAAAUGAAAAAAGGAAAAUAAGCGAAGGAUCAGUCCGUGUAGAAGGAACUUAAGGACUUAAUCCUUACAACAGCUGGCACGCUUUGAUUGGGUCGGGGUUGUGUUUGUGUUUCGUUUAGACGGAAAAAAAAAUCAUUCGACUCAAGCAUCGAAAAAAACCUCUCGAGGAAACAAAAGGCGAUUUUCGAUCCAUCUGCUUCCAUCUUCUUCCCUCGAGUUCCAAGCUAAAUCGAUAUACUAUCUGUAGAUUUAUGGUAGUAGAUUAGGAUCCCUGUAGUUUUCCUGUCAAUUUAAGGUUCGUUUUGAUUUUUUCAAUUGAUUUGGGGAUUUUUGUUUCAAGUUAGGGUUUCAAAUGAUUUGGGUUUUCAAUCGAUUUGGGGAAGUUUUGGUUAGUAGUUACGGUUUCAAUACUGAAAUAGGUUUGAUUACGAUUUGCUUUUCUGCUUUUAAUCAAUGAUCCAUCUGCUUUUGUCUGCUUUCAAUCGAUUAGUCAAUCGAUGAAGGGAUCUUCCAUGAUACUCGAUCCCUCCGUCUGCUUUUUUGCUUUUACUCAAGGUUUUCUUUUCUUGUGAAGCUUAAAACUCGAUCCUUCGGAUUUCUUUUCAGGGGAUCUUCCGUGUGUUUGCUUUUCUGCUUUAGUCUUGUUUUACUUUUCUUGUUGUAUGUUUUGCUUGAUGUAUAAUAACUCGAUCCCUAGGUUUAGUUUCUGUUUGGUUAGUCGUCUGAUGAGGAAUGCUCUGUGACUGUUGUUGUUUCACUUUUGUUGUUGUAUUUUUUGCUUACAUAUUUUAAAAUUUCAGGUUAAAGAAACAUGAGACAAGACUAUAGCUACACCCAACCUUCCUCAUCAGACGAGUAUGACUUGACCUCACUUCUUGAAGCUGAAGCUGCUUUGUACGCCGAAGAAGCUGAGAGUAGCUACAACAUUGGUGAGCCUGUUCAGUGCCCACCUCAGCCGUUUCAGUACUUAUGCGGAGGACAUACAAAUGCGGAGGAGAUGCGUGCCUUUGAGACACAACUUAGUCUUCUUAAGGCUCAAGUUCGUGAGAGUGACCAGAAGCUGGCUAAGCUCGAGAAGACCGUGUGUGAUGAGUUAUGCAAGAAGACAUCAUGGGUUACAAUUCUUGGAGUUUGUCUUCUGCUGAGCCUUUUACUUUUAAUAGCGGUGAUAAUUCUUGGAGGUUAGUUUCAAUCCUUGUGUUUUUUGAAUGUUUAUCUGCGAACUUUUAAAAUUUUUUUUUGAUGUUUUUCAGGAACAGUUUCGAAGGAUAGUACAAGAGUAUCUGACAUGGAGACUGUCUUUAAGGUUAGAAACAUAUAAACUGAAGCUCUUUAUCUGUUUUUUGCUUAGAGUAUUAGAUGUUAUUCUCUGUGAAAAAAACAAAACAUUUAAACUGAAACUCUUGAUCUUAAAUGCUUACCUUCCUAACUCAGAUUUGAUAGGAUAUUAAACGUUAUCACACUGGUACUUGUUUACUUUCUGUGUUACUAGUAGAGAACUUAUUAGAUUUGAUUGGUGAUAAAUGCUAGUUUAGAGUUUUCUAUCUGCCUAACUACUUAGUUUUUAUUGGCUUUAAAUUUUCUUUCUUCUAGCUGACUUAUUUAAGAGAUGUGUUGCUAAUAGAGUAACACAGACCAUUAGAUAAAAUGAAUAACAGCAGUGGUUUCCGUAACCUACUGUAUAGUCAAUCUCCUAUUGACCUUGAUUCACUCGAACGAGUUUGGUUAGGUAGCCAACCACCUGAGCCUGUUGGGUUCGGUAGCCAAGCUCCUGUUGGCGAGUCUGGUGAGACUGUUGUCGAGUCUGCUAUCAAAGAGAUGAGGAAAUGGUCCCCGCAAGAGGAUUUAAUACUGAUUGGUGCUUGGCUCAACACCAGUAAAGAUGCAGUAAAAAAUACUGAGCAGAAAGCUGGUGCGUUCUGGAAGAGGAUCAUCGACUACUACAAUGCAAGCCCUCUUCUGGUUGGGACAAUACCGAGAGAGCUUACUCCAGCCAAGCAGCGGUGGGCUAGGAUUAACGCAGAUGUCUCCAAGUUCGUUGGUUGCUAUGACCAGGCAAUGAGUGAGCAGAAAAGUGGUGAAAACGAUGAUGAUCUGAUGAAAGCCGCAUUAGACUACUAUUUCAAAGAUCAAGGCCACAAGUUCAGCAUGGAACACGCCUGGAGGGAGCUGAGGCGUGACCAGAAAUGGUGCUCAGCAUGUAAAGACGGUGGGAAGGAUAAGCGCAAACAUGUCUUGGAGGUUGAUAUAGACGAGGAAGAGGGCAGACCGGUCGGGGUCAAGGCAGCGAAAGCAACUUCUAAGAAGAAUAAGAGUGGGAAAGAAGAGGAGUUGUCUCGUUUACAAGCCAUCAUGGAGAUUAAACAGAAACUCUCUAACCAGAAACUUCUCGAUCGUUUAUUAGCCAAAAAAGUGCCAUUAACUGAGAUGGAAACAUCACUUAAGCUCAAGCUUAUGUCUGACAUGUUAUGAUGUUAUUCUCUUUAAGGUAGAUACUUGUCUUUGUGUUGCUUUGCGUAAAUACUUGUCUUUGUGUUGCUAAGUCACAUGUCUUUGUGUUGAUUUGUUAAGUCACCUGUCUUUUUUGUUGAUUUGCUAAGUCAUUCACGGGUCUUCUAUGUUUCAGGUUUAGCAGUAAAAGUGAAGCAAGUCACAGGUGCCUUUGGAGUGGUGAAAGUGUUUUCUUCUGUAGCUCAUGUGAAGCAAGUCACGGGGAGUCCUUUUUGUGCUAUAAGUUUGUGUCAUUAGCUAGUUGUCUCGUUUUCUAUCUUGCCAUCACUUCUUCCUUCUUUUUUUUCCCGAUUCUACUCUGGUCGCGAAGAAGUUGUUUUAGAUUGUUGGUACUAAAAGUUGUUGUAACAUUUGGAUACUACUCCAAGUUGUAAGAUAUUGCGUAUGUUUUAGUAAGAUAUGUCAUCAUCUUCAUCCGAUGAAGUCGAUGAAAGAUUGGACGAAAUUUGCGAGGAAUACGUGGAAGAAAUAUACAACGACAUAGUGGAGGCCCAAACCAUACCACAAAGGACACGUGCGUAUGUAGAACGACACCGCGAAGGAGGACAAGACCAAUUAUGGAAUGACUACUUCAUCGAAGAUUCGACAUUCUCGACUCAAUUAUUCAGACGCCGUUUCCGCAUGAAUAAGGAAUUAUUCUUGUGUCUUGUUCAUGGCCUAGAAGCGUGCUUUCCAUUCUUUCAGCAAAGAAGAGAUGCAACUGGGAGGUGGAGUCUUACUGCACUACAAAAAUGUACUGCAGCUAUUCGUCUGCUUGCUUAUGGUACUGCGGCUGACACCGUUGACGAAUAUCUCUGACUUGGUGAGACCACUGCACUUUCGUGUUUACAUAAUUUUACUGACGGAAUAAUACAGUUACUCGGAGAUGAGUAUCUACGACGACCCACACCGGAGGAUCUUCAACGACUACUCGAUAUUGGAGAGAAACGAGGGUUUCCUGGUGAUGGUCGGGAGCAUUGACUGUAUGCAUUGGGAGUGGAAAAAUUGUCCAACCGCUUGGAAAGGACAAUACGCACGUGGAUCAGGAAAACCGACAAUUGUAUUAGAGGCUGUAGCUUCCCAAGAUCUUUGGAUAUGGCAUGCUUUUUUUGGUCCUCCAGGUACCUUAAACGAUAUUAAUGUCCUCGAUCGGUCUCCUGUUUUUGAUGACAUUUUACAAGGACGAGCUCCGAGGGUAAAGUACGUGGUCAACAGACACACGUAUAAGUUGGCGUACUACCUCACAGACGGUAUAUAUCCAAAAUGGUCAACAUUUAUCCAAUCUAUCACACUCCCUCAAACUCCUCAACAAGAGUUAUUUGCUAAAAUUCAAGAAGCAACCCGAAAAGAUGUGGAGCGGGCUUUUGGAGUAUUGCAAUCUCGAUUUGCAAUUGUGAGAAAUCCGGUCAAAACAUUGAACAAAGAAAAGAUAGGGAAGAUUAUGCAAACAUGUAUCAUACUCCACAAUAUGAUAGUAGAAGAUGAACAGGAUGGAUACUCUCGUAUUGAUAUAUCUGAAUUUGAAGAGGGAGACGUCCCCAGAUGUUCAGAGGUGGAAUCCGAGUGGCCAACAAAUCUGAAUAAUAUCUUUCCCAGUCGAAACGAUCUUCGUGAUAGGCAAACGUAUGAACGAUUGAAAAAUGAUUUAAUUCAAAAUAUUUGGAAUAAAUUUGGUGAUGAAGAUUAGAAAUUAUUAUAUCUUUAUGUAAAAUUAUUGUUUUUAUCUUUAAUUGUUGUAUUUUUAUGUUUAAUUAAUGUAUUUUAUGUUUAAUUAUUGUAUUUUAUGUUUAUUUAUUGUA